Molecule: messenger RNA, 1488 nt
Organism: Carica papaya (papaya)
Lineage: Eukaryota; Viridiplantae; Streptophyta; Magnoliopsida; Brassicales; Caricaceae
Product: Putative methyltransferase family protein
Source: RefSeq, a predicted model, not a curated record
AAAGUAUCUUCAGUUGCUAGACUCGCCGUUUUCACUUCAACAUCCCGAAGACCUGUGCAUGCGCCUGCAAAAUCCAAGAGAAGCUUGGAGAUGGCAACCAACUCAAGCUUUCAACUGUUCUCCUCAUCAGACGAAAAGGGCGCUCCAGGGUUAGGGUUAGCGUUUCUUGAUUCCUUUGAGCCCGCGUUACCUCCUCCUCCUCCUCCCGUCGAAGUCUUUUCCUCCGAGAUGCCAUAUUCUGUGAAAUUUACCGUGGAGCAAGUGAAUGUAGGGGAACUCACUUUGUUCAAAGGCCGUGUUAGUACUAAGGAGGUUUUGGGAUUAUCUAACUCCGAUUUGGUCCCUGGUGUAUACGAAGGGGGAUUGAAGCUAUGGGAAGGUUCACUAGAUCUUAUCAAGUCUCUUCACUCUGAGAUUCAAAAUGGGAAUUUAUCAUUUAAAGGAAAACGAGUUUUAGAGCUGGGAUGUGGUCAUGGUCUUCCUGGGAUUUUUGCAUGCCUUAAGGGUGCAUCUGUCAUUCAUUUCCAGGACUUCAAUGCCGAGGUCCUGCAAUGUCUUACCAUACCCAAUGUAAAGGCUAAUGUUCUGGAGAAGUCUCAUCGUAUGGGAAUGGGUGAAACAAAUUCUGAUGCCGAAGCAGAAGUACGUUUCUUUGCUGGUGAUUGGGGUGAAGUUGAUCAACUUCUUCCCCAAGGACAUGACAAAGAAAAGGAGCUAACCUGUAGCUCUGAGUGUGAUGCAAUUGAUGGUUAUGAUGUUGUUCUAAUGGCAGAGACUAUUUAUUCCAUCUCUUCUCAGCGGAGUCUUUAUGGACUUAUUAAGAAGUGCAUUAGGAACCCUCAUGGCAUUGUAUACAUGGCAGCAAAGAAGCAUUAUUUUGGAGUGGGCGGGGGAACACGGCAAUUUUUAUCUAUGGUAGAGAAAGAUGGCGUUCUGACUUCAAAGCUGGUUUGUGAAGUUACAGAUGGUUCUUCUAACCUCAGAGAGGUAUGGAAGCUUUCAUGCAAGUAGAUGACAAUCUAGAUCUAUUACGGUGAACAUGAUCAAUGUGUAAUCUAAAGAUGGAAUCUUUCCACCAAGUCAGAGAUCAUAUUUGACAUGCUAUUUUGUCUAAGAACGUGGCACUGGAUAUUUGCUGCUUGAACAUUUUGUUCUUGACCAACUUCCUUAAUUUUAAUCUCUGUUCUGCACAGUUAUUUGCAUUUUCUAUUAUACUCAAUUGAUUCAUCAGAAACCAAAAGCAAGCUUUUGUAGAAGCAUAUAAUGCCUUGGUAAGUUUUAUGUUUGACAAUUUAGAAUCAUCAUAUUCAUUUUCUUCCGAAAAUGGGACAGUAGAUUCACUGAAAGAAACCAAGAAGAGUAGUUUACAAGUUCAAACGACAUGAACAUCAUCAAGCCUUUUACUUAGACAAACGAACAUGUAUGUAUAUAUAUAUAUUUGAAGCUGAUAACAGUUUCUGUGAGACAGAAAAAAAAAAUAAAAAAGAG